Saxophila tyrrhenica is the source of this 1371-nucleotide messenger RNA. RefSeq names its product pyridoxine biosynthesis protein (gene PDX1). Gene Ontology annotation, molecular function: dihydrolipoyllysine-residue acetyltransferase activity. Lineage: Eukaryota; Fungi; Ascomycota; Dothideomycetes; Mycosphaerellales; Extremaceae. The record is from RefSeq and is a predicted model, not a curated record. The transcript is spliced from 2 exons. Gene Ontology annotation, biological process: pyruvate decarboxylation to acetyl-CoA. Bases 1 to 1371 code for a protein of 456 amino acids.
AUGGCGGGAGUCGUCAACACCGCGAGACUAUCGGCGCGGCUUGCGAGCAGAUAUGCACCCCGACAAAGCACACGCCGGCGCCUCCAUGUCUCCUCGAGACAACGCGCCGCUCAGAACUACACCAUGCCAGCCCUCUCACCCACCAUGACCGAAGGAAACAUUGCAACAUGGCGGGUCAAAGAGGGCGAUUCCUACUCAGCUGGCGAUGUCAUCCUCGAGAUCGAGACGGACAAAGCGACCAUGGAUGUUGAGGCGCAAGAUGAAGGAAAGCUCUUUAAGAUCACCCAGCCUGACGGCGCAAAGGGUGUAAAAGUCGGACAGCGGAUAGCGGUCAUGGCAGAGGAGGGAGACGAUCUCAGCAGUCUGGAAAUGCCAGCGGACGACAGCAGUGCAUCCGCAAGCUCAGGGAAGGAGGAGAAGCAGCCAGCAGAAGACCGCAAAACCGACUCCGCCUCUCCAAAGCAAGAAGCCUCCUCCACUGGCGGCAGCAGAGAGAUCGACCCCGGCGUUUCCGACCCCAAGGAGAUGGAAAAGCCCUACGCCGAGUCCGCACCCACCAAACCCGCCGCCGACCGAACGCAGAAACACUACAAAUACCCUCUCUUUCCCGCCGUCCAACAACUGCUCCACGAAAAGAACAUCUCCGACCCCUCCUCCAUCCCAGCCACCGGCCCCAACGGCCGCCUCCUCAAGGGCGACGUGCUCGCCUACCUAGGCCAGAUCAACAAAGACUACCCCUCCGCCCUCUCCGCCCGCCUCACCAAACUCUCCCACCUCGACCUCACGCACACCGUCGCCGCGCAGCCCACGCAACCCGACCAGCCCGCACAAAAAGGCGAAGUCCCCGCAUCAAAACCCGACAUCGAACUACCCUCCGAGACCGAGAUCGCGGUCCCCAUAAGCCUCAGCGCCGUUAUCGCCACCCAGAAACGCGUCCAGAGUACGCUAGACAUCUUCCUCCCCCUCUCGACUUUCAUCGCCCGCGCCUCCGAACUCGCCAACUCCGACCUCCCAGCCCGCAAAGGCGCUGCGCCGUCAGCAGACGAACUAUUCAACUCCGUCCUUGGCCUCGACAAAAUCCCUCGCAGCUCCCGGGGGAGGUUCUUCCCGCAGAUCAGUGGCAUUUCCCCGCUCCCUCCGACCAGACCGGCGAGGAAAGCGAAGAAGGCGGAUAUCAUCGACUUGCUCGCGCCGAAAGCCGCGAAGAGUAAGGAGGUCGGGCGCGGACAAAUCGCGAGCGCGUUGGGCGUGAGUGCGGGGGAUAAUGUGUUCUCUGUGCUUGCCGGGCGGGGGGAGGAGGAAAGGGCGACGGAGUAUUUGGAGAGGCUGAAGAUGGCGCUGGAGAAGGAGCCCGGGCGGCUGGUACUGUAG